UUACCGAAAAUCCGGAGGAAUUCCUCCUACAGUUUAUUCUACCGGACACGGAUCCAGCAAAGUUCUGGUUUUUCUGCCGUGCCGCGUGCGCUAUGCAGCGUAAGAUAGCUCCCAUGAAAAUCACAUGGGACACCAUCUCUAUCGGAUGGGGAUUAAAAAAGUAUAUUCUGGUUAUCCUAUCCGCGUUAAUGGGCAACUGCCACGCUCACCAUUACGCCCGGACAUAUCGUCAGGCCGAGCAGAACCGCCGAUUAAAAAGUUACGUUAAUCGUAUGGGAGAGCCUCUUAGUGAGGAACAACAGGCGAAGGUCCUUAACGAUCUUUUGCACGUAAUGCAAGUCGAUGGACUUAAAACCGAAGCUAUCCAUAAUGGACAUUAUGAUGGGAUCUAUGAUCUCGUUAAAAGAUUUGCGGAGCGUCAGGGGAAGCGCAAAGUCGCUCCGAAUUCACCCGAUACUCCAAUAGCGAGUCAGACAUUACAACCAGAUCCGAAGAAAACAGUAGUGUCAAUGGACACAACAGAACCUGAGGAAACGCCGGAUACAGCUAAUGCUGCAACCGUAAUCGCAGCUAACACUGCAACCGCAGCGCCAACUGCGAAUACUCAAUCUGCAGUGAUCACUGCGCCGUCUAGCGGAAUUCCGCAAACAGAAGUUGUGGCGUCAGUGGAAGCACUGACGAUCGCGGAAACCCUGCCGGCAUUGGAGCAGCAACCCGCCGCAGAGGCGGACGAUGAAAUGACGGGACCAGAACCGUCAAUAAGGAAUAAUUUCCUUUUUCCGACGAGACAAGCCCUUCGAGACCGGCAAUUGGAGCUGGAGGCGAUGGGACAGAACGAAACCUUCACCGACGUGGACCAUUUAAUCUUUGCGGUCCAUAUACCGGAUAACGAAACUGACCCACUUUACUACCCGGGUGGAAACGAUGAAGUGGACUUGCUGGAGGAUAGCACCGAAGUUAAGGCUACGUCUGCCGUAUUGAGCGACGCUCUUAACGCAUUAAAUGGAGAAUUGCAGGAAAACGGAUAAAUCAAAUCGCCGUAGAUGCACUAUGUUGCACAUAUGUCGUGGAUCGACGCUACAAAGCGUAUAAUUGGAGGAAAACUCCGGAAUGGAACCUGCAAAACUAACACGGAUUAACGUGUGCGAUUUUGGAAAUAACCGGAAUGGGAAUUUAACGGAUUCUGUUACGAGUAUAAACUCGUUUUGAUUAAAUUUACGCCGCAUUUUGCCGCGUCUUGUUCUCACUAACUGUGAUGAAAUAAUUGGCACAUUUUUUUCUCAUUAUGAUGAAAUAAUUGGCACAUUUUUUUUCUCAUUAUGUUGCAUAUAAGAUGCGUUUUUUCAUUUCUCAUUCCUGUUUUGAGCCUCAAGGGGCUUCGGCAUCCCGUCCCGUGGCAUGUCAGAGUGCUGUGCAUAUAGCACAGGAUAGUGGCACAUACGCCUCACCAUCAUUGG
Molecule: messenger RNA, 1457 nt
Organism: Paramacrobiotus metropolitanus
Lineage: Eukaryota; Metazoa; Tardigrada; Eutardigrada; Parachela; Macrobiotidae
Exons: 2
Coding region: 93-1028 (311 amino acids)
Source: RefSeq, a predicted model, not a curated record